UCUUUUUUUAAACAAAACUGGUUGAAUGUUGUGCCUUUUUAUCUGAGGACACUUUGUAUUUAGUUUGUGCAGAGCUCACAUUUUCCCUUCUGAGCCUCCGUGCUGAGCCCCUCUGUUACUAUUACCAUUCUCAGGCAGAAUGUCUGUUGCUAGUAUAGCAACUGAAUUUAUUUUAUCUGAUUCCCUUAUCAGGGAACCGAAGGAUUCAAAAGCUAAAGGCUUGCGCUUAGAGCUGGCCACUGACCGAAUGAUUAAAUUUAUCUCCGUGGGACUUCCUCUUCUUCUGGUUUCAGCUGCAUUGGCAAAAGAAAUCUCUCUUCGAUCACAAAUAACCUGUUUCCCACCCAGUAACUUCUCACUGAAGCAGGCCGCCUACGUGGACUUAUACUGUUGGGAGACUCUGCUCCACCAUCAACUCCACCCCAACAACAACAUGCAGACAUCACUCUGGAUUCAUAAGGUGUUUCCAUACUCUCUUCUUGCCAUUGGUAUGACCAUGUACCUUCCUAGUUUAAUCUGGAAAGCCUUUGUUACUCCAGUUCUGACUGCAGACCUACUUUUUAUUAUCGAUGAGUUGGAUAAAGCUUACAAUCGAUCAAUUAAGGUGGUUCAACUGAUUCUGAAGAAAUAUGAGAACAACCCCAAUGCCAAGAGUCUGAUCCAGGAGGAACUGGACAGGGCUCGGAGGGAGAAGCUACUUGAGUUCCCACUCCUGCAACGUUACCUUGCCUGCAAGAAACGCUCCUAUUACUACAUCUGCAUGUACUACAUGAGACAGCUGCUCUUGCUGGUGUUCAUUGCUGCUGCGUGCCUCUACCUCAUCUAUUGCCACUUGCCUGCGUUUUUCUUGGAUCAGUUCAGUUGCUCCAUUAAAUCAGGACUCCUGACCAGUGACUCCAAUAUUCCUGCUGUGAUUCAGUGUAAGCUAACCUCUUUGACUAUAUUCAAGAUGAUCAGUGUGGUUAAUGGCAGUGUUUACCUGCUCUUAGUCCCCAUGAUCAUUCACAAUCUCCUGAAGCUUUGUUACUGGGAUAAACAAUUUCUGGCUGUAUAUCAGAUGCUUCCUGCGUUCGACCUGGUCAGUAAGAAGAUGCUGGGCUGUGCCCUGAAUGACCUCAACAUGAUUCUCCAUUUUCUGCGUACAAACAUUAAUCAGCUUCAGUCCUUCAGUCGCCUGUCAGUCCUGUGUAUUGCGAAGGAUGUGAGUGCAGGAAGGAAGGGCCACACGCUGGUUGAUAUGAUGGCACUCCUGGUGGGAUUGGGAACCUAUGAAGGUGGCAGCUGUACCAAUGCGGGUGGUGGAAAUGGGCCACCCGGACUUCAGCAACGGAAGUACUUAGGUCCUCAGGGCCACCUCCAAACAAGAGAAGCCACAGACUGGAGCUGCAGUGGCCCCCAGAGCUCCUCAAGUUGUUGAGGGAACAACAGUGACAACCAGAGAUCACAUUAGUUCUCAAAAAUGUAUUUGUAAUAAAACUAUUAAAGC
Messenger RNA from Pristis pectinata (smalltooth sawfish), 1486 nucleotides. It is a transcript of the gene panx3, whose product is annotated as pannexin 3. Gene Ontology annotation, molecular function: channel activity. The record is from RefSeq and is a predicted model, not a curated record. The coding region runs from base 140 to 1417 and encodes 425 amino acids. Lineage: Eukaryota; Metazoa; Chordata; Chondrichthyes; Rhinopristiformes; Pristidae. The transcript is spliced from 5 exons. Gene Ontology annotation, biological process: positive regulation of interleukin-1 production; monoatomic cation transport.